Messenger RNA from Pristis pectinata (smalltooth sawfish), 7982 nucleotides. Its product is annotated as protein phosphatase 1 regulatory subunit 12A. Bases 145 to 3399 code for a protein of 1084 amino acids. Gene Ontology annotation, cellular component: cytoplasm. The record is from RefSeq and is a predicted model, not a curated record. Gene Ontology annotation, biological process: signal transduction. Gene Ontology annotation, molecular function: phosphatase regulator activity; protein kinase binding; enzyme inhibitor activity. The transcript is spliced from 28 exons. Lineage: Eukaryota; Metazoa; Chordata; Chondrichthyes; Rhinopristiformes; Pristidae.
AUGUAAUGUAUAGUGGGUGUGUGGGGACAGUGUAGGUUAGAUAUAUUGGCUGCAAUGUAUACGGAGUGGGUGUAGAUGGCGUAGGGCUGUGCAAGGAAGGUUGGAGUCGGGAUAUCAGGCACUCCCGGUUGAGUUCAGUGGAAGAUGGCGGCCGAGGAUCGGGAGCGGGAUCAGGCCCGCAGUGAUAACGCGAAACAGAAGCGAAAGGAGCAGCUGAAGCGCUGGCUGGGCUCGGACACCGAGCGGGAGCCCGAGCGGCCCCGCACCAAGCACGUCCGAGUGAAGUUCGAUGAGGGAGCCGUGUUCCUGGCUGCCUGUUCGAGCGGGGACCAAGACGAGGUGGAGAAGCUGCUGCUGAAAGGAGCUGACAUCAAUUACACCAAUGUGGACGGACUGACCGCCCUUCACCAGGCCUGCAUUGACGAAAACCUGAACAUGGUUACUUUUCUGCUGGAACACGGCGCCAAUGUCAAUCAGCCUGACAAUGAGGGCUGGACAGCACUACAUGCUGCAGCCUCCUGUGGCUUCAUGGAGAUCACACAGUACCUAAUUAAACAACGAGCCAAUGUUGCAGCUGUGAACAGUGAGGGUGAGCUGCCUAUUGACAUCGCCCAGGGUGAAGCAAUGGAGAAGAUGCUGAAGGAAGUCAUUAAAAAGCAAGGAAUCGAUGUGGAGGUGGCCAGGAAGGAGGAGGAGCAGCGGAUGAUCCAGGAUGCCAGGCAGUGGCUAAAUAGAGGGAAGCUGGAAGAUGUUCGGCACCCAAAAACCGGAGCGAGCGCCCUUCAUGUUGCUGCAGCCAAAGGCUACUUGGAGGUCAUGAAGUUGUUAAUCCAGGCUGGCUUUGAUGUGAACAGUCGAGAUAAUGAUGGUUGGACUCCAUUACACGCAGCAUCACACUGGGGCAAAGAAGAAAUCUGCAGGUUGUUGGUGGAGAACUUGUGCAACAUGCAGGCUGUCAAUAAAGUGGGUCAAACUGCAUUUGAUGUUGCGGAUGAAAGUCUCUUGGAUCUGCUGGAGGAGCUACAGAAGAAGCAGACCGUUUUGAGGAUUGAGAAGGAGAAGCAAGCCAAGAUGGAGGCCUCACUGAUUGAACUGUCGAAUGCCUCUCAGCAAAUACCAACCAGGACCAGGAGGACUUCUAUUUCCCGUAUGAGCAGCAAAGAUAAAAUCUCAAUGCAUGACAAGGAGCGCAAGACACUGGAGUCUGUAAUGCUGGAGCACGUUAAUGAUGAUGAGGAGGAUAGGAAAAAGUUGAAUGGCUCAAGUUCUGAGGAGGAGAUGCCUCAUGAAGUUGAAUCGGUGGCUGAGAAGGCCAAAGUCCGACUUAACAUGAAUAACCUCACCAAACGGAGCAUGACAACUGACUCCAUCCUCUCAUCCACUACUGCAAGUAACAAGAGGGUGAGCAUCAAUAUAUCUCUUCCAUGUGUGAGUUUUCUCAUUGCAAGAAAUACUACAGCACUCAUUGGCUGCACUGUAAACACUGCAUUACUGCUUCUGCCAAGUGACCCAAAGUCAUGGCGACAGGGCCUACGCAAAACCGGCAUUGUCUUGGUCCCCCAAAGAGGUCAAAAGGCAGCGUUUUCAGGCUCUCCUGCCAAAGCGGCAACCCAUGAAGAAGAGAAGAAAGAGCAGCAGUCUCCAGCUGCAUGGCGCACUGCCCUUCGCAAAACAGGGAGCUAUGGAACCCUCAACAACUUGCAACCACCGCAGGAGGAGCAGAAAGGGAAAGAGAUGGGAAUUGUCCGGUCAGCAUCGAGCCCCAAGCUGACUCUGGCUGAAUCCAAGGAGAAGGAGAAGGAACCUCGGUUAGCCCGUGUUCCACCGACUCCAACAAGGAAGCUCUUCACUAUUGGAGAUGCCAAUGAGGACAAAUCUAGUGAUUCUGCAGCCCCAUUGGCUCGAAGUGCCUCCUACACAAGGCAGCGAGAGGAUGACUCUGGCAUCCUGGCCCGGAGCUCAUCGUACACACGUAGACAGACAGAGCUGGAGAGCAACAAAAGGGAUAAGGACCUCAACGACACUCUGCCGAGCAGCACUGGCGUCUCCACAGCGGCAGUGCCUGGUCAUCCAAAGAGUCACUUACGCCUGAAAGCAAUAGGCCGCAGCUAUAGUGCACAAGACUUCAGACUACGUUCCAGAACAAUGCCACCUUCGAGCCAUAACGAUACUAACUCUGACACUGCUUCUUCCAGCAUCACCACUUUUCUAAGUGCAUCUUUCGGAAGAAGGCAGGAGGGUCUUGCCAGUAGUUCUGCCCCAGGAUCUGUCAGUACAUUGUCCAAUACAAGUUCCUCCUCUAAUCCUCCCGGUGGCCGGGGCCUGACAGCAGGUAUCUCAGCAACAUCUUCAGGAGACAGUUACACAAGUCGCUCCCAGACUCAAAACCAAGCAGGAAAUGGAGCAGAGAAAGAGAGUAAUCCAACCACGCAAGGCACUGGCUAUGGCACGGAGAACCGUGAGAGACGCAGAUCCUACCUCACCCCAGUUCGUGAUGAGGAAGCUGAAGCACAACGCAAGGCGCGUUCGCGACAUGCCCGCCAGUCUCGCAGGUCCACACAGGGUGUGACACUGACAGACCUCCAAGAGGCUGAGAAAACGAUUGGAAUCCAGCGUGAGAAGAAAGCUGCAGAACAGGAGAAAGAAAAAGAAAAGGAAGAGAAAGAAGGAGAAACUAAAGACUUUGCCUCGAAAUACAAAUAUAGCAGGAGCAGUCAGGAUGAGGAGAAGAACUGGCGUUCGAGACUAGCCAACCUACAGAAAGCGGAUCUGCUGGGUCUAACCUCCUAUUCCACAGAUUCUAAUCGUUCAAACGUUCCAACUUACACCUGCCACAAUGCUGUACAGCCUCUUGACAACAAAGAAUUGGAGAAAGCUAAAGAAGAGGAGAAGGAAUCGGAUGAUUCUUCUUUCAGAAGGUCCGGUACAAGAGACCGGAGACGGCCGAGGGGGAAACGAAGAUCAACAGGUGUGCAUUCCCUAUCACAAGAUGAUGAGAAUGACCAGGAUCAGUCAGAUAGUGAGGAUGUGGUGGGAUUGCAGAAGAAACAGACUGAUAAUCUGUCAAGUUACAGGGAAGAUACUACCGCAAGAAGCCAAGGGAAUCAAUCAAACAGAGGAGUGAGCUAUUCGGACACGAGCCUGCGUUCUGCACGGCCUGGUCGGGCUGAGAGUGAGACUGACAGGCAAGGCUACAGAAAGUUGUACGAAGAGCUUCAGAGAGAGAAUGUCCAGCUACAGGACCAGCUGCAGGAGAUGCAGAUGCAGAUUUCACAUACAAAGUUGGAGUUAGAGAAGGCUACACAGAUGCAAGAAAGAUUUGCAGACAGGACCGCCCAUCUGGAAAUGGAGAAAAAAGUGAGAGCGGAAAGCCUUAGAAAGAAGAAUCUUAGAACUUGAGGAAGAACUAAAGGUUUUAACAGAUUUGAGAGCUGACAACCAGAGACUGAAAGAUGAAAAUGGUGCACUGAUUCGUGUCAUCAGCAAACUCUCCAAGUAACUGGUCUUCACUUCAACACUUGCACAAAGCUUUCUGGAAUGAUGGGAUGUACUGCCACUGGUCUCCAUGUCCAGACGCUUGCCUCACCCUCUCUAUAGAGGGAUUGCUAACCAAGCCACACCUAUUGCUAUUACAGUUGCACCUGGACUGCCAUCCGUGGGUAAAUCGGAAAGGCAUGUUCAUUGAAUUCUGUAUAAAUGAUGCUCGUAACCGGUACCUAUAUAGCUACACCACAGAGGAACAGCACUGCUGUGAGGAAUAGUUGUGAUGGGAACCCAGAGUCUUUGAUGAUGACAACUGUCCCAAUCAGCACACAAGGCCACUCUUCAUUCAUGUGACUUUGUUGACAAAACAGCACUUUGCUUCGUUAAUAGUACAUGACCAGUUGAAGAAAUGGACACUUCGUUGGGUCAAGUUGGAGAGAUGGAGCGGAGAGUUCUGUUUGACAGGCUCUUCAUUUUGGGUUGUUUUAUAAGGGAAUGGAACAGAAAAAGACUAAAGCUUUUUUUAAAAUUAUUCCAUUAUUCAUUUGAUCUUCCAGCUAUCAAAACCCUCACCAGUUCCUACAUACCACGUGGAACUUACUGUGGAGUUGUUCAUUACUGACCUCUGCAGACUAUUUUACAGAAUUGUGACUUGGAAAGAUGUAGUUACCCAGCACCCUGUGUCCCCAAAAGUGAGUUGCACCUAUAUUCAUGACCCAAUGAGUAUUUUUGCUGGUUCUAAGUUGCCACUGCUUUUGGUAGGGAGGUAUUGAAGGAUAGCAAAGCAUGAAUAAGAAUCAAUUUCCACCAGGAAUGGAUGUAAGCCAGGCAAUGAUGAAAUAUGCAAGGUCCAAUUUAAAAAAACAGCUCUAACCAGAGUCAUUACUAUGUGGGUGUUACCUUGUAGUGGCUUGUAUGAGUAGAAAUGAUUAAAGGAAUCAUCCAGAAAUGGAGAGAACCUGAAUCAUUGGCACAGUCACUGGGGGCAGACAGCUGCUGUUGAUUCCUGAACUGGCCAAUUAUGGAGGAGUAAAAAGGGGGGUAAAAACUGUAUGUAAUGCAAGGGUAAAGUUUUCUUAUAAUUGGCACGAGAAUUCUUUUCCCCCAUUUGAAAUUGCACUAAUCCCCUCUGUCUUCCCUCAACCGUUUUAAUGUGGAAGUCCCUAAUUUUAAUUCUUUUUCUUGUCAAAUCCCCUCGCGCCAAAAAUAAACCUUUGUGUCUUUCCUGUAUCCUGUACCAGAGAAAAAAAAGAACAAUUGUGUUCUAUCAGCUCUUUCCACUUUCCUUGCCAAAGGAAAAAAUAGUAGAAUGAGCAAUAUAAACAUAACAGUCAGAAUAUAAAGUGUUGUGGUACCAAAGUAUGUGUGUUUACAUUGAGGCAAUAUAUUUUGUAGAUCAUCAUUUUAUACAGCUUACUGUACUGGCCCUGAUACAAAAGUCUACACUAGAUUACCUAUAUGCAAAGCAGUUUUCUAGUUUGUUAUGACUCUGAGAAAGAAAGACUUGUAUUUUUGUGGCACUUUGGUGUUUCUUUCAGAAAUAUCCCAGAACACAAUGGUUAUUGUUGAAGGCACAGGGAGUUCCCACAAACAUAACAAAUUUAAAGUUAAUUUGCUUUUAGUGAUGGCUGAAGAAAGAAUAUUGAUUGGGGCACUAGAAAACCACAGUACUUCUCUUUGAAUCUAAGUUUCCAUCCAAUCUACUGGAAUAAGAAGUGGAUAUGGGUUAACUUCUCUUCUAUCAGGUGCCUCUUCCAACAGUCCCUCAAUAUUGCAGAGUUUCAGCCUAGAGUAUAGAUUCAGCUCAAGUGGGACUCGAACAAAAAAAUCUCAACUCUGGAAAGAGUGCUGCUGAAAUUUGAGAAGAAUCUAUGUAAGAGGUAUUAAUUUUGUUAAUUUUUCCUGUAUCUGUGGUAGACUCUAAUGGCCAGUUUUCCAAAUUAGUGCUCUGCUUACGUUGGAGGGGUUGCCUCAAUAAUACCUUUGACUCAUACUAUCUGCACUUAAGUAAUGCAGUGAUUUGACUAAAAUGAUGACAACUUCAAGGCCAGCUCACCCAGAUAAAAAGUUACAUCAUUUAUGAAAAGGUUAUCAAAUUGCACUAUCUGAUGCACUGAUUACUCAAAAUUCAUGAUGUUUGGAUGUCCAGUUUGGUAGUCAAAGCUUUUUUUUAAGGAUUUCUGAGAAAGAAGGUUACGUCCCUCAUUGUUUAUCUUCCACUUCAGAAGCAAGCGUGCUUUUAUUUUGUAGUCUCUUGUGAUAAGUAUCCAAGUAAACACCAUGUAUUCCACUGAAGAGUCUUACUGCAAACAGUAUGUCAACCAUUGAACCAAAGUAUGUAAUUUAAUAACCCAAGAAUUCCCUAGCAGUUCUGUAAAUUUAUCUCCUUUGGCAAGUUGCUGCAGGAAAUUAAAAAGUAACCUUUACGCUUCUUAGGAUCAGAUUUGGAAUGUGGUCUAUCAAGAAGACUGCUGCCUCAAGAAACUACUUGCACCACCCAAAUGUCACAGUUGUCUACACAGCACCCUGAGACUUUAGAACUCUGAAGAUUUCUAUAAUGAGCCCUGACCCUUUAUUUAUCCUUUGGCUGGUAUCUUUUCACUGUAGGUUGGAACAGUCAGUCUUUUUGCACUGUUCAAAAUUUGCAAGAGAACUUAAUUGACAAGAGAUCAAGGUAAAUUUUGCUGAGAGGUCCCAUAAUUCUGAAAGUGUUUUGAGUUCAGGGGUAUUAUCAAUUACGUAGCUCACCGUUUGCUAGAUGCAGCAUCUGAUUUUCUACAUGCAUACAUUUUGAGAUCAACAGGAGUUGGAAGGGCCAGAUGCUGUGAAGAGUUCUAUUCCUGAGGAGGUGAUUCAUUAAAAGAGAUAACCAUUGUGCCCUUUAGAUGGGUUACACAAAGCAGAACUGAAUCACUUAAAAUCACAAUCAUGAGGUAAUGAAGAUUGCUAAAUGUGGCUAACUUCCAGUUGGCUUAAAGUAAGCGGGUUAUAUUAUCAGUGAUUUUUUUUUGUACCGAUGGGAGGCUGACUGUUUUCAUGUACUUGUUCGAUAUAGACUGAAACCAUACACAGUGGUACUGUUUUAGUGGAAAUGAUGGCAUGAGGUAGAGGAGGCAAACACCACAAGAAUUAGAGAUGAAAGUGUUUCCCUUGUCUGACCUGGGUAAAACACUUGUGCAGAGAUCUGUGCUUGCAUGUCUUUGGAAAUCCAAGAUUCAGAAUAGAUCAGCACAUUUGGAAAAACUGAAGAGGAAUGGGUUCAAGGCUUCCUUUAUGCUAUGUUUAUCGGGUGGGUAAACACUACACAUACUGCAUCACUUGUGCAAUAAUGCUAAGUUUAUCUUUUAUGCAAUAAUGUAUAAGUUACUUUUCUAUAUGCUUGCCUGCAAAUUGCACAAAUUCUAAUUGUAUAAAAGCCACAGAUGUGUUUGAAACCAGUUCUAUAUAUUUCACCUGCCUUUCAAAUGUAAACUAUAUAUUCUUGUACAUUUUUAUGUUAAUAUUUAAAAGAAAAUUGUGUCAGACUAAUUCACAUCAACCAAUGGUUGGAAGUCGAUUUGCUGUCGAUAAAAAUGGAGAGAGACAAGCUUCAUUUGUGAAGUGUCAUGGUGACUUUCCAUUACAAGCUACGUGGCUCUCAGGCUGUACCUUCACGGUCAAACUUCACCCUUCACUUUUAUACUUGAGCUUUACUCUCAGGUCAAUGAAUUCCCACUAAGAGUCCUCAUUCUCAUGCAGCAUUCACUCUCAGGCAUCAUUUCCCACUUAAUCCAGGGUUUGAAAAAGAAAUCUCCCUAUCAGUCCUUAGUCUUGAAUUCUCCAAAGACCCUUUUAUAGGUUAGUUCCCCCACCACCUCUUUCCCGCCCCCCCCAACCCCACCCCUACAAUAUGGCUCAACCUGUUUGCUUGGUUGAGAACUUCCAUUGGGUCCAAUUUCCAUAGUGGUUGAUAGGAAAUGUAAUUGGGCACUCAACCAUUUGGGGGAUUUCUUUGUUCAGACAAGAUAGUUACCAUGACCAUAAAAGCAAAAGUUCUAAAAUAUUCUAUGUAUAGUUGAUACUUUAGUGCCAUGGGCCAGUCACUACACUUUUCCCUUUAGAAUUAAACUAAAUCAGCCCAGACAAAGAGAAUACAGAGAUUCUCCCUUUAAUAUGAUUCAAGGGUUUCAAAAGUAUCUUUUAAGUUCUGGCACCUUAUUUGAAACUGGUUAGGCAAGUGAAAGUGUACCCAUUGAAUUUAGUUUUCAUUAAAUGUAUAAAGUUUGAGGGCAUUUGUUUUCUGGUGCUAUUUGGGCAUUGCCACUUCAAGAUGGCUCAGGAGGAAAAUGAAAAUCCCUAAGCCAUUUAUGUGAGAGCUGAACAAAGCACUUUUUAAAAAGUUAAUUAGGAUCUUGUUGAGUUAACCUAUGCUGCGUUUGAUCCGGGAAUACAUAAUACUGAUAGUAGGUGUAAAAGUGAAAAUAUAUUCCGAUCCCAGCACUGACAUCCCUCACAUUGAU